AUGGCUGCAAUAGGGUCAGGUGGCCUGCUGGGCACAUCCCAGGCCUCUGCCCAAUGUGCAGGCUCUGAAGCCACCUUCCUGGAGCUACUGUCCAACAGCCAUAGCCCCUCGGUCUCUUGGGACCUGACUCAGGGUGGCCCUGUGCAGAUGCAAGUCGUGGUCAGCACCUGCUUGCUGCUCCUGCUCUCCAUCCUGGGUGGAUAUGUGUGCCCCACCCUGUCCGAUACCUGCCUCUGCCCACUGUCAGCCAACCAGUUGCUGGCAGGGCCCCUCCGGACCAUUUUCCUCCUUUUGAUGUUGAUUGUGCUCCUGCUGGUUGGCGUCCUUCAUGUGCAUGUUAAGCUGUUCCUGCCGGCUGAGGUGGAGGGGCCACCUGUCACCAACAUCAUGUUCCUCAAGACACAUAAGACAGCCAGUAGCACAGUGCUCAACAUCCUCUACCGUUUUGCUGAGAUGCACAACCUGUCUGUGGCGCUGCCUAUGGGUCCCAACAUCCACCUGGGUUACCCCUGGCUCUUCCUGGCAAGAUAUGUGGAGGAUGCCCUGCAGGCUGGGUCUCCCCGACAAUUCAACAUCAUGUGCAACCACCUGCGGUUCAACCUGCCUGAGGUGCAGAAGGUCAUGCCCAAAGGCACCUUUUACUUCUCCAUCCUGCGUCACCCGGUGACCCAGCUUGAAUCCUCCUUCAUUUACUACAAAAAUGUAGCACCUGCCUUCCGCGCUGUGCAAAGCCUGGACACCUUCCUGGAGGCGCCUCACCGCUUCUACAAGGCGGGGCUGGAGAACGUGUACGCGCGCAACAACAUGUGGUUUGACCUGGGCUUCGAUGGAGAUGCGCCGGCCGAGGAUGACUACGUGCGCGAGCACCUGGAGGAGGUGGAGCGGCGCUUCCAGCUGGUGCUCAUCGCCGAGCACUUCGACGAGUCCAUGGUGCUGCUGCGACACCGCCUGAGCUGGCAUCUGGAUGACGUCGUGGCCUUCCGGCUGAACGCGCGCAACCCGCGCAGCGUGUCGCGCCUGUCACCUCUGGGCCAGGAGCGCGCUUUGAGCUGGAGCGCCCUGGACUGGCGCCUAUACCUGCACUUCAACCGCACCUUCUGGGCCCAGGUGCACGCUGAGCUGGGCCCACGCCGUCUGCGCGCCGAGGUGGAGCAGCUGCGCACGCGCCGCCAGGAGCUUCAGACCCUGUGCCUGCAGAACGGGCCGCCCCGCAGUGGGGCGAGCAUCGCAGACCCGCAAUUGCGACCCUACCAGUCUGGUGACGCAGACAUCCUGGGCUAUGUCCUGCGACCGGGCCUGGACGACGCCACGCUGCACCUGUGCCAGAGGAUGGUGAUGCCCGAAAUUCAGUACAUGGCCCGCUUGUACUCGCUGCAGUUCCCCCAGAAGCCCCCCAAAAGAAUCCCCUUCCUGGAGCACUAG
Molecule: messenger RNA, 1422 nt
Organism: Octodon degus (degu)
Lineage: Eukaryota; Metazoa; Chordata; Mammalia; Rodentia; Octodontidae
Gene: Gal3st2
Product: galactose-3-O-sulfotransferase 2
Exons: 6
Coding region: 1-1422 (473 amino acids)
Biological process (GO): glycolipid biosynthetic process; glycoprotein biosynthetic process
Cellular component (GO): membrane
Molecular function (GO): galactosylceramide sulfotransferase activity
Source: RefSeq, a predicted model, not a curated record